GAUAAACUGUCCAACAUGACGACGAUAUAGAUAUCUUAGACGUUAUAACGUGUGUUCUUUCUACCCUAGGAAUCUGGGGGUUGUUGCAUUGUGUUCCCGAUCUUCCUUUCCUGAUCUUUCCCCAUCUUCUGCUGCCAGACAUUACGUUUUAAACUCGCCUCAUACACUACUUAUAUCCAUAUAAGUCUCCGGACGUCACUAACUAGCAUUUAGUUAGCUUUACUGAUUGUCUCAUUCACAUUAAACCUUUUGCUGCCAAUAACUUAGAUAAGCUGAAAUAGCUUCUAGCAGUUUCCAGAUACUGUGGGUGUUCUCACCACCAUAACACAUUUUUGUACCUCGUCUUAUUUACUCUGCUCUAUACCUUUUAUAACAUUUCAUAAAAUUGAUUGAGAGACAUUACUAAUAGGCACUAAGUUGUCUGAUCGAAAUUGACACUUAUGUUGGGACUGUGCAUAUGUAACAAAUUUAUCGACACAAUCUUCUGAUCAGUAAUCAUUAGACUUUAAUGUGUUAUUUUACAAUAUAAGUUGAUUAAAUCGUUCAAAUACCAAUCAGAUCUAUUGACGAUAACCCAAUUAAUACAGUUUUAUGUAUGAUACUAGUGUAUGUAAGUUCAUAUCAGGUGAGUAAAUAACUUAUUUGUAAUUCUUAUUACUUUUUCAUCUCUCAAUAACUUCGUAUAUAUUGCAUUAUCUGUGUAACUUCCCAGCUUUUCAUUUGUUUCAUAUUAAAAUCCCCACUCAAAUAAGAUUCUACAUGAUAAUAACAUCCUAUUGGCUUCGUAUUUAGUCUUAACGGAUUCAAUCAAUGGAAGCACUACUUGCCUGUGUAGAUAUUCCUCCAGAUUGUCAUGAUGCUAUACCUCUCUUAAACUUGGAAAAUAAAUCUUUCUCUAAGUUUUUCAAGCGAAUCUUAAAAAGGCUGGAAAAAGGAGAGACUUGUGUUCAAAAGGCAUUGCCUAAAUUAUCAAAUGAUGAUACUGAAGAAGAGUCAGAAUACCUACUUAUUGGGACCACUCAAGAAGAGAAUUCCAGAAUAUUAUUCGCACGACUUCCAAACUCGUCAGGGAGUAAUGAAGUAUACAGACUCCCAUUUGUUCGUUUCACCGUUCGCAGGACUAAUGAACCUACAACGAAACAGAAUCAGGAUACCUCAAAUAACAGCAUUGAACCUUAUCUACAGGAUACUUUUAAACGUCUUGAUGACAAAAUAGAAAAUUUUGGAAUACAAUUGUCUAAAUUAGUAGAAUCAUUGUCACAGAAAUCAGCGCCUCGACCUCCAAGAAAAUCACAAACAUCUGCAGCAAUUCCUUCAUUAAAUACAACUAUAUCAAAACCUAUAUCAACUUCACAACUUUCACCUACAUCCACUCUUAAAUCAACACCAUCAUCUAUAAUAAAACCUGGAUCUACAAUAAAAAAUGCAUCCACUCCAAAAUCUAUGAUUAUAAAUCAAACAAACUCUAUCGUUUCAUCGAAUGAAAAUAAACUUAAAUCAACUCCAAUUAAAUCAUUAUCAUUAUAUGGUCAUAGUUUAGAAAGUCAAUAUUUAAAUGAAAGUAGCACUAAAAAGAAACAAAAUGAAUCAUCGACACAAGGUCAUAGUCAAAUUGAAAAUCCAAGAUUUGCUUCAAUGAUUGAUAAAGCUAUUGAUCAUGUUUUAGACCGUAUUAAUAAAGGAAAAGAUAUUAAAAUUGGACCGGUAUUACAAGAGAGAUUAAGUUCUGUAAAUAGAUACAAUAAUACACUUGAUCAUAUCAAUCUAUCUAAUCGUGUUGACAUUGAUGAUGAGAAUGAUGAUCAUGAUGACAACAAUCAUAACAACGAUGCCAAUAUCACUGUUUAUAACAAUGUUGUAUAUGAUAGAAAUCAACAUAAUUUUAAUAUUAAGCCUAAAAAGAACUUAGUUGCCGUUUCACCAUGUGUAUCAUUUAUGGUGAAACCAGUUCAAAGCAGUGCUAAUAAUAAUAAUAAUAUCAAGCUGAAUACUAAUACUACUAAUAAUAGUAAAUAUCAAUUAUCCACUGAAGAUUAUAAAGAAUUAGAAGCUGUUUUACAAAAUGAUUCUAUUGUCAAUAAUAUUCAUUAUUCAACUGAUUAUGUUGUUGUUGAUGAUGAGGAUAAUGAACGAAAACAUAAACAUAAAAAACGGAAACGUACAGAUGAUUAGAUAAUAAAGCAAUGAAACAACACUAUCUGUACAUAUAUUCAUGUGUAUGUAUGUGUGUGUGUGUGUGUAUGAGCGUGCAUGUAUAUGUCGAACUUCAGUUUUGUACAUAAUUACAAGUACUAUACAUAUUUAUAUUAGGUCAGUUUUUCUCUCUUUCUUUACAGCGCGUGAUAUCUGUCUGUACUUAUCUGUUGACUAGUCUAUUUAUUACACAUGUAUUACAUGAAUGCUUAAUUGUUUCAUUUAUAUUAUAACCUUUUUAUUUUGAUGUUAUAGUGUAACAAGGCAAUAAGAUAUAAUUUAUAUAAAUACACAAUCAACAUAUUUUCUAUUAA
This is a messenger RNA of Schistosoma spindalis, 2507 nucleotides long. Lineage: Eukaryota; Metazoa; Platyhelminthes; Trematoda; Strigeidida; Schistosomatidae. The record is from the annotation of a GenBank genome assembly.